Messenger RNA from Morchella importuna, 363 nucleotides. RefSeq lists its product as uncharacterized. The transcript has a single exon. Lineage: Eukaryota; Fungi; Ascomycota; Pezizomycetes; Pezizales; Morchellaceae. The record is from RefSeq and is a predicted model, not a curated record. The coding region runs from base 1 to 363 and encodes 120 amino acids.
AUGCCGUUUUCCACAAGAGCCUUCAACAACAGAGCUCCACCGGCUACGUCGCGCCCACGGCGCGACCUCAUAAUGUCCUUCUUCGCCCCAUGCUCACCCCCCCGCGCCCCUCAAUCUCCAAACAAAACCCAGCAGCCCUCAGAGUACCGAACCCUGCCCAACGGUGAUGUGAUCAGUCUCCGGCGCUGCCACCCUAGCAAUGGUUUUAACGUCUUUCAGGAGACGAAUCUACUCGGCGUUAUCCGAAAGGUUCACCAGGCACAGGUGGACAGGGGUGUCGCAGCAGUAAGUGCGGUAAAGUGUAGGCCAGAGUACUGGACACCGCAUUAUCGCCUAUGUGAGAGGUGGUAUCCGCGGUAUUGA